ACGGAGAGGAUUUGCGUUUGGGAGCAAGGCGGAUUGGGAAGCAUAGCUCGUGGAAAUGAUUUGAUCGGCACUCAUUAAAAAUUCAUUAUUGGCUAAAUCCAGCCACCCAUAGAACGUUGCCAAAACGGCUUCAGCCCGAACUGAACGGAAUUGGAUGAUAAAGCCGAAUACAGCUGCCGUGGGAUUACGUGCGCGCCGGCUGGUCGCGGCUAUGCCGACGUGUCAUGGUCUGCAGCUCUGUGAUCCAGCGGCGGUUCUUUAGACUUAUCAGAUCUGGCAGCCAGCUAUCCGAUGUCCUCCUCCUCCUCCUGCAAGUGCCUCCAAUCAAACGGCAAGUAUAUGCGCAGCUCAGCGUGUCGUUCUCCCACGCGUGUGCCGCGUAAAGGUCCACCAUGACGGACAGCAUCCUGAGUAAGGCUGCCACGAUGGAGAUCCCCAUAAACAGAAACGGGGACACACGGACGGCUGAAGAUGACAGUCUGGAGCAGGACCUGCAGCAGGUGAUGGUGUCUGGGCCCAACCUGAACGAGACGAGCGUCGUGUCCGGAGGCUACGGGGCGGCCGCCGAGGUCAUCAUCCCCACCUGCUCAAUUAAAGGACCAGCUAUACUUUUCAAUGAAGAGUAUUUUGAAAGAAGAUGCGGUAACGCUCCCAAACCAGCACACGCCAUGCACCCCAGUAGCAGCAACCCAUCCUCCAUGUCUGAGGAGACCACGCGUGGCAUCGCUGUGGAAAAGUUUGACAGCAUGAAGAAAUGGGGCAUUAACACUUACAAGUGCACCAAGCAGAUGUUCUCGGAGCGCUUCGGGCGCGGCUCCCGCACCGUGGACCUGGAGCUGGAGGCCCAGAUCGACGUGCUGCGCGACACCAAGCAGAAGUACGAGCACGUCCUGGGUCUGGCCCAGGCGCUCACUGAGCACUUCUGCAGCAUGGUGCAGACGCAGCAGGCCCUGGGUGACGCCUUCGCCGACCUCAGCCAGAAGUCCCCGGAGCUGCAGGACGAGUUUGGCUACAAUGCAGAGACCCAGCGGCUGCUGUGUAAGAAUGGGGAGACCCUGCUGAGUGCCAUCAACUUCUUCGUGUCCAGCAUCAACACCCUGGUCAACAAAACCAUGGAAGACACACUAAUGACCAUCAAGCUUUACGAGAACGCAAGGUUGGAGUACGACGCCUACAGGACAGACCUGGAGGAGAUGAGCGUGGGACCGCGGGACGCUGCUGCCCUGGCAGGCAUCGAGAUAGCACAGCAGGACUACCACGUCCACAGAGACAAGUACGAGCGUCUGCGUGGCGACGUCACCAUCAAGCUCAAGUUCCUGGAGGAGAACAAGGUGAAGGUGAUGCACAAGCAGCUCCUCCUCUUCCACAAUGCAGUCUCCGCCUACUUCGCUGGCAACCAGCAUCAGCUGGAGCACACCCUCAGGCAGUUCAGCGUGAAGCUGUGGCGACCUGGAGCUGAGCGUCCGUCCUGGCUGGAGGAGCAGUGACGUGCCCCCCCCGGGCCUCCGCAGACACGGGCCGGCCCACGCGUGGAGGCUUUUGGCCCGAGCUGGUGGGCAGGAAGGCGGUGAGGGCCUUCGCUGUUCACGCACCAUGAAAGCAGAUCUGGUUUAUUUGAAACCAGCUUGUAUUUGGAUGAACCGGAAAGGAGUGAGACGUUUUUACUUUCCGCUCCCAUCUUUUGUGUUUGUAUUGAGAUUUUUGAGAUUAUUUUGGAUGGGUUUUUUUUGUUUUUUUGUUUUGUUAAACAAAGUAUAACAUGCCCACAUAUGUGGCAGGCACCUUCUAGGAUAAUCACCUAUAAUUUAGACUGAGAAUUAAGUGUUGUUUGGUGAGUGUGUGUGUGUGUGUGUGUGUGUGUGUGUGUGUGUGUGUGUGUGUGUGUGUGAACAUGGACAGCAGUGCAUGCUGGAGUGGAUCAUUAUAAUGGACCAUGUUCACAAUAACUGUUUAUAGUAUAUGUUAUAAAAAGGUAAUUAAUGUAUAUUAUUGUGUAAAUUACAGUGUAAAGUCCCACAUAUCAGAUUAAACACAUUUUGAAAAGA
Messenger RNA from Electrophorus electricus (electric eel), 2045 nucleotides. RefSeq names its product ADP-ribosylation factor interacting protein 2a (gene arfip2a). Gene Ontology annotation, biological process: intracellular protein transport; regulation of Arp2/3 complex-mediated actin nucleation. The record is from RefSeq and is a predicted model, not a curated record. Lineage: Eukaryota; Metazoa; Chordata; Actinopteri; Gymnotiformes; Gymnotidae. Gene Ontology annotation, cellular component: trans-Golgi network membrane. Gene Ontology annotation, molecular function: protein domain specific binding; phospholipid binding.